This is a messenger RNA of Colletotrichum karsti, 1527 nucleotides long. Its product is annotated as elymoclavine monooxygenase. Gene Ontology annotation, molecular function: heme binding; monooxygenase activity; iron ion binding. Bases 1 to 1527 code for a protein of 508 amino acids. The transcript has 8 exons. NCBI's taxonomy places the organism in Eukaryota, Fungi, Ascomycota, Sordariomycetes, Glomerellales, Glomerellaceae. The record is from RefSeq and is a predicted model, not a curated record.
AUGGCCAAAAUACACUCCGUCUUGAACGUCAUACCGAUCAGCGGCACGCAGAUGCUACUCCUUGGGUGUUUUCUGUACGUUGUUGGACUUGUGACUUACAGACUGUUUUUCCAUCCCUUGAGAAAUAUUCCUGGGCCGUGGUACGCUGCAGCCACCGGCUGGUAUGAAUUCUACCAAGAUGUGAUUCUGGACGGUCACUUCGUGAAAGAAUACCCCGGCCUUCACUCUAAAUAUGGACCCGUGGUGCGAGUCUCUCCCAGUCGGGUGCAUGUCAGCGAUCCCAACUACUUCAGAGAGGUUUAUGGGAAAGGCACCAAAUAUCUUAAGGACCCAGACUUCUUCACGACUGCAGGGGGUAUCAAGUACUCCAUUAUCAUGUUGAUCGACCCUCAGCAGCACAAGCAACGACGAGAUACUGUGAAGUCUCUCUUUUCAUCCGGACAGAUGCAUCAAUUAGCUCCGGUGGUUCUCGACGUUGUCAAGAGGGCUAUGGAUAGAGCACAAAGGUCUUACGAGAGAGGUGUUCCGCUGAAUAUUCAAGCCUUGUAUCAGGCUAUCACUGUUGAUACCAUCAUGCCGGUUCUAUUCGACAGACAGAUGAACCUGGUAGAUUCCGACGAAGAGGAGCCCCCCUUCCUAGACGUCAUGGACAAAUUCGCAAACAACUUCCUCAUCACCAAGCACCUCCCCAUCCUGAACUGGCUCGCCGUGAAUAUGCCGAUGAGCUUAGCGGCCAAGUUGGUGCCAGGAUACGCGUCAUUCCGCAAGCAAUGCGCCGUGUGGAUUCAAGAAAUCGAAGACAAGCAAUCCAAAGGGAACAAAACCGCUUCGGACGGCCGCCUGACGUACUUCGACCUCCUCCUCGGCGCGGAGUCGUCAACGCUGCACGGCCUGGGCCGAGAUGUCUUCGUUGACGAGGCUUUUGCGCUCUGCUUUGCGGGCACUGAUUCCACAAGCUAUGGUCUUAGUCUCGGGACGUAUUAUUUGUUGAGGAAUCCCGACAAGUUGGGGAAGAUGCUCGAUGAGCUGAGAACGGUGGAGACCAAUGAGGACGGUCUUUCUGAAUACCGUGAUAUCCACAGCUUGCCCUAUUUGGCUGCUGUCUGCAAGGAGAUUCUCCGUCUGUCUUCGCCGGUCCCCGGCAUCUUCCCCCGAAGAGUCCCUUCUGGAGGCGCUCAUGUCGCCGGCCAUUUCAUCCCCGAAGGCUCGACUGUGUCUCAAGCCAUCAGAAUCAUCCAUCACAAUCCAGAUUUGUUCUAUGAGCCAGAGAAGUUCAUCCCAGAGCGUUGGCUGGGAUCGGAUGGAUGGGAGCUAGAGAAGUGGUUCGUCCCCUUCAGCAAAGGACCUCGCGCAUGCCUGGGGUUGAACAUCAGUUACCUCGAGAUGUAUCUUUGCAUCGCGAACUUCUUCAACCGCUUCGACAUGAGUCUCUAUCAAACAGACGAAACCACGACGCAGUGGAAGGAUAGUUCUGCGGCUCUGAUCUUGAAACAUGUCAAAGUCACCAUUGACUCGAUCAAGACAUAG